AUGUGCUCCUCCUAUCCACUUCUAACCCUCAACCCUCUUGCCGGUUACAGCCUUUCGGCAGCUCUCUAUCCAUCUGCAAUCACCAACCCCCACGGCUUCCGACUUCCAUUCAACCCACACCACCAAAAACGUUCUCGAAGGCAGUUCUGCUGUGUAGCACCUUGUUACUCACUUUCAGCGGCAUUGCCUGUGCCGGCCGUUCCUUAA
This is a messenger RNA of Podospora bellae-mahoneyi, 207 nucleotides long. RefSeq lists its product as uncharacterized. NCBI's taxonomy places the organism in Eukaryota, Fungi, Ascomycota, Sordariomycetes, Sordariales, Podosporaceae. The record is from RefSeq and is a predicted model, not a curated record. The transcript has 2 exons. The coding region runs from base 1 to 207 and encodes 68 amino acids.